UCUUCCCAUCGAACUGCACACUGACAGGACAAAGCUUUCAAAUCCUCUCUCUCUCUCUCUCUCUAAAACCCAAAGUUUCGAAAAACUACGCGUCCUUUCCACUCUCCACCUCAAAACCCUAACCAAAGCUUCCCCCACUCUCUCUCUCUCUCCCACAUUCUCUUCCCCGUCCGCAUGCACCGCCGGGAGAAUCCAAUUCCACCCAGGAGAUCCUCCGCUGAUUGAUCCCCCGGCCAUGGACGGCGACAAGAGGCCCCGGGACCAGCGGCCCCACGCCGAUCCCCCGCCAGAGUUCUUCUUCUUCGGCGACGACCAGGACAGCAGCAUACUCAGCGAAUUCGGGUGGAGCCUCCCCGAGCCUGCGUCGCUUGCUUCCCGGUCCGGGGAGCUCGGCUCCGUCGGCGCAGGUUCAGCCGGCACGUCUGCAGAACCGGCGGAGACCACGACGACGGCUGAGGUUGAGGGCGCCGGUGGUGGAGGUCCUCCAGCAGGAGGUCUGGAGGCGUCGACAUCGAACUACCCCGCUGUCUCAUCCGACUCGAGCGAGGACCCGGCGGAGAAGUCCACGGGCUCCGGCGGGAACCCGCCGGCCGAGACACCGAGCAAUAAGGUGCGGAAAAAAGGGCAGAAGCGAAUAAGGCAGCCUCGCUUCGCAUUUAUGACUAAGAGCGAUGUCGAUCAUCUCGAAGAUGGGUACAGAUGGAGGAAAUAUGGGCAAAAGGCUGUUAAAAAUAGUCCCUUUCCAAGAAGCUACUAUCGUUGUACAAACAGCAAAUGUACGGUCAAGAAACGAGUGGAGCGCUCCUCCGAAGAUCCCACAGUAGUAAUAACAACCUAUGAAGGCCAACACUGCCACCAUUCUGUAGGGUUCCCGCGGGGUGGCAGCGGAGUGCUUACCCCUAACGAAAAUGCAACUGCUUUUGGCCCCCAGCUAGCUCCUCCAUUGUUCCCGCAAUUGUACCACCCGCCAAGAGUACUUAAUCUUAACCCUUCGCCCCGAGAGAUUAACAGCCCUCCCCGUCCGCCUAAUCUUCCCCCUCGCCCGUUGGCAACCUCAUCCGGGUCCGACUCUCAGCAGCUGCCUCCUCAUUCUUCUGAAGAAUUCCAAGCACAGCAACAGUUGGGAAGAUCAAACCCUCCUGACCUUCCCACUGAUGAAGGGUUGCUCGGCGAUAUGGUGCCCUCUGGGAUGCGUCAUAGGUUAGACAAGCGGACAUUAAUUAGCUGGAAUUCUUUCCAAGGAUAAGAAUCUUUGGGAGCUAAAAGAAUUUAAUGUAAGAGGAGGUUUGAAGUUUGAUUUUCUCUAAUAGGACUACCUCGUUCUCUUUAUUUUUAUUUUAUUUUUACUUUUUUAUUUAUACUAGACUCAUGUCCCUCCUUAAUUUUGUAAUUAAUAAAAUUAUGUAAGACGACAUACUGGAUGAUAAGAGUUUGAACGGAAAAUGAAAAAAAAAAAAA
Messenger RNA from Punica granatum (pomegranate), 1458 nucleotides. Lineage: Eukaryota; Viridiplantae; Streptophyta; Magnoliopsida; Myrtales; Lythraceae. The record is from RefSeq and is a predicted model, not a curated record.